AUGGCGUCGACAGCAGCAAAUGACCGAGAUUCCCCCAAGGACGGUGACAUGCCACCCGUCAUGACAGCACGCAAAACGGGUUGGCGUAGUAUACAAAUCAGGCAACUCGAUCAGCAAUCCGACACCAAGCAAGGGAAAAAGGAACCAGCGUCUCCCAAAGCAGAGGAAAACAAGGAGCAACCGAAUCAAGAUACACAACAAGAGGAAGUGAAGAAUGAACCAUCACAUGAGGAGAAGGAGCAAGAAGAGGAUGUGGCCAAUAACAACACUACGGGAGAGAACAAUGAACUAUCUAUGGUGCUCAGUGCAUUGCGUGGAACAGUAGCUGCUGCCAAGGAUGACAACAAUGAGAAAAAGGCACAUGUGGAGAUGCUUCAAGAACCUGAAAGUCCACGACCCAGUCGAAAUGCACGUGCGGAUCAAAUCAUUGCAGCAGCCGAAGCAGCUCGUGACAAGGCCGAGCAUAAGGGGUAUCAGCAUAUGCAUCAUCAACCCGCUGAGAUCCACAUUCCCGAGCCAGAAGAGGCGGUAGAUGUGGAUAGUGAACCAACUACGCCUGUGCCAGCUCAAUUCAGUCCUCAAGAAGAAACAACCAAUGACAAGCAUCCCGAUCAUCAACCUCAUCAGCAAGUCCAUAUCGAAUUACCCGCUGAUAAGAACAUGGCCGAUUAUAUCACUCCACCCACACCAGGCACUCCACCAGCCACCAAUCCAAUGUACAGCGAGGAGUUGCAGGAUCAACCAUUAGAAGAGGAACCAUCAUCAUCAUCACCAUCAACCUCGUCUCCAACAAAUGAAGAAAACAAAAAGGGAUACCAGCCAAAUACAUUGAAUCCAAGAGAACAAGAACAAGCAGAUGAGACCAUGUUGAAAGGAAUCCAUGCCUUUUUUAGCAACAGCUUUAGUGAAGCGGAGGCAUCAUUUAAAUCGCAGGCGAACGAUGAUCCGCUAUACGCACUUGGAUUGGGUACCAUGGCUUUCAUCAAAGCACUUUCGACAUCUGAUGGUGAUAACACCGAAGAUGCAAUUGCUCAGCUGACAUCCACCUAUCAAUUUGCAACCGGCCAAAUCGAUGCUGCAUCCGCAAAGAAGGCUCUCAAAGAUACGGUGUCAUUGUAUAUCACCAACCUGAUGGGAUCCAAUACAACAGGUCUGCCAACCAAUACUGCACCUUUGCCUCAAGAAGCGCGUGACAAAAAGCCCGAAUUCAUUCUAAAUGGUGCACUACGCGCUCAUGUUGUCAGAUCGGAAUGCUGCUUAUUGAUGGCUAUGUUGCAUUUGCAUCAAGAGACUGUGGUGGGAUAUUUGAAGGCGGGUCUAAAUCUACGACGUGCAUACAGCAGCUACAGCUUGGUUUGGCAAGAGUAUAAGCGGAUGGGACAAGAGUUUAAUACAUACAUGGACAAGAACACCAUCUCGGCUAUUCAAUUUGGCAUUGGCUCGGUACACUUGCUCCUAUCUUCAUUGCCACCCAAGAUCUUAAAGAUCAUCUCAGCAUUUGGAUGGAAGGCCGAUAAGCAUCUUGGAUUUGCAUUACUCAAGCUAUGCAUGGAUGGUCAACGUAUUCGAUCACCAUUGGCGGCCAUGAUGCUUCUUUCAUAUUACGUUACGCUCAUGUCGUAUUGUCCUCAGGUGCUUACCAGGGAGAUGUUGCAACCAGCUAUUGAGAUCCUUCUUGAAGCACAAAAGACGUUCCCCAACUCGGCGUUAUUCUUGUAUUUUGCUGGUAGAAUCUCGCGACUAUCACGCAACAUCCCAUUAUCACAACAAUCAUUCCUGUACACAUACAAAGUCAGCCAAGGUGCCUCGUGGGCUGAAUCCACCAUGGGUCGACUUGCAACUCACGAGAUGGCAUUCAAUUGUGUGGUGGAUUUGGAUUGGGCUAGCGCUGCUUUACGUGCCGUGGAGCUACAAGGUCAAUAUGGAUCCCCUGCUUUCAACAAGUACUUUUAUGGUACAUGCAUGGAGAUGUUGGGCAACCGUAGUGAAGCUAUCCUUGCAUUUGCUGAGACAACCACGCUACUUGGAACCAAAAAGACUCAAAUUGAACAAUUUGUGGCCCGUCGCAUUGCCUUCUUUGAGAAGAGCGGAUAUCAAGAUAUGGAUUUCUUCCUCCCUGGUUUCGAGAUUUGUUAUCUUUGGAACUUGUUCCCAUGCAUGCAAAAGAACGAGCUUGAGGAGUGUUUGGAACAAGUGGAAACGACGCUAAAUAUUAUCUACAAGCGAGAAAAGAAGGAAUACCAAGUACGCAUGCUCGAGUUGGUACCUGACAUCCCACCACCGAAUUAUUAUGAUCAUCGAGCCAUCUUGCUCCUUAUCAAGGCCAACAUCCUAAACUGCCUGGGAUGCAGCAGUGACGCCAUUGCACACUUGAAUUGGAUUGUCGAUCACAAGGAUCGGAUCACCUACUCCAAAUGGAUCAUGCCUUACACAUACUGGGAAUCGGGUAUUGUGUCAUGGUAUCUAGGUGACCUGAAGCGAGCACGACACUUGUGGGAAACAGCAUUGACAUAUUCAAGCUAUGACUUUGAAUAUAAGCUAGCCAUUCAACUAAACCUUGCAAUCAACCAUGCCAUCGAAAUCGGUGUACCUGAGACUCCCACAAAAUCAAGGCUCAAAGGACAAACAACAUUUGGUCGUAAACGCUUACCACUUUCUAAAUCAAACUCGAUGCAUGAAGCUACUGCUGUCGUGCAGGGGUAA
Molecule: messenger RNA, 2703 nt
Organism: Lichtheimia ornata
Lineage: Eukaryota; Fungi; Mucoromycota; Mucoromycetes; Mucorales; Lichtheimiaceae
Exons: 10
Coding region: 1-2703 (900 amino acids)
Molecular function (GO): protein binding
Source: RefSeq, a predicted model, not a curated record